Messenger RNA from Molossus molossus (Pallas's mastiff bat), 524 nucleotides. It is a transcript of the gene PI3, whose product is annotated as peptidase inhibitor 3. The record is from RefSeq and is a predicted model, not a curated record. The coding region runs from base 26 to 361 and encodes 111 amino acids. Gene Ontology annotation, molecular function: peptidase inhibitor activity. The transcript has 3 exons. Lineage: Eukaryota; Metazoa; Chordata; Mammalia; Chiroptera; Molossidae. Gene Ontology annotation, cellular component: extracellular region.
CCUUAGCCAUACACUGUCUGUCAACAUGAGGCCCAGCAGCAUCUUGGUCCUGGCGGUUUUCCUUGUCCUCGGGGUGCUGGUUGUAGAGGUGGCGCUCAGAGGAGUUCCUUUUAAAGGCCCAGAAGCUGACAGAGGUCAUGGUAUGCUCAAAGGACAAGGUCCGCCUAGAGGUCAACAUCCAGUCAGAGGGCCUGGCCAAGGUGCACAAAGAGGGCCCAUUAAGCCUGGCUCCUGCCCCCGAGUUCUGAUCAAAUGUGCCAUGAUGAACCCCCCUAACGCCUGUAUGAGGGACGCCGAGUGCAGGGGGUCCAAGAAGUGCUGCAUGGGCUCUUGCGGGAUGACCUGUUUGAACCCCCGGUGAGGAGGAGCCCAUCCUCGAAGCAACUGUGAAUGUCCCCGGGCUGCAGUCCCUGGUCCCCAGCGCAUUGGAACCCCUUUCCCACACUGUUCAUUCUCUCAUCGAGAUCCCCACGCCUGGGCUGCUUCUCUCGUUGACUUUCUAAUAAAAGACUGCUUUCUGCUCA